UUCUUAAAAGGAGGCGGAGAAAGGAGCGAGAGCAGAGUUAGGGUUUGGGUUUUGGGACCGAAGACGAGGGCGUUUCUGGGUCCAAGAUUGAAUUGAGGGGUUUCGAUCCAAUUUUAUGGAAUCAAGGACUCUGGGUGUUGGAUAUCUGAGGUCAAUUUGAUCCACUUUGCUCUGCUCUGUGUGGUUUGGUCCAAUCAAGUUUCCGGUUCGAACCGAUAGGAUCAAGAAUUUGGGGAUGAAAUUAAUCAAGGUUUCUUCAUGUAUUGUAGGGGUGGUUCUUAUUUUUCUACUGGUGUAGACUGCUUCUCAAAGAUUGCAUUUUCUUUUUAUGGAGUAAAACUUUGGUCCUUCAUGAGGAAAGAAUAAAUGCUAUUCAAGUCUCUCUUUAUAUAUACAGAUGUAGCACUAGGAUGAAGGCAUAACAACACUGAUUCAUCUGGCUUCGGCUUGAUGGAAGGGGCUGUCAUAUGGCCCAGACGUAUUACCAAGAAAGGCCUAUCGAAGCAGACAUUGACUAUGUAUAAGCAUGGUUUUUCUGACCCAGUCGACAUUUCACUAUUGGUAUUCAUAACCCUCUUGAAGGAAUGUCAUUUAACGGUAGUGGUAUUUUACCCUCAAUCACUAAUUUCACCGUCUCUAAGCACUUAAUUGUGAUGUCUUGUUGUACAUAAAUGGACCUCAUUUUCUCAGGGCUUUUUUGCCGAGGAAAUUUUUUUUUUUUGUUCCUUUUUUUUUUUUUUUCAGAAGAUAUAUAAGCUUUAAGACUCUGAUCACUGUGGGAUUCCACACCUGUACAUUGAUGGACUCUUUAACUGUUCCUAGAUUCAAACAUGAGGACAUGCUUUUUUCCUCAUACCAAAGAUUUGUUUCUUAUACAUUAGCUUGUCAGGUACACCAGAUGAUGGGCAUUUACUCAAUCACUAGUUUGCCUCCACAUGAUGUUCGUUUUGCUUUUGUUCCACAUGAUAGUCAUUUAUCCAAUCACCAGUUUUUUUGUUGCAAAUCAAAUUAUGAAUAUGUUAUUGAUCAACUUAUUCAAGUUGAAAGCUUGAGACUAGUUCAUCUUCCAAUUCUAUUACCCAUUUGUAUAUAUGCUCGUCUCUCUAUGUAUUACUUCUCUCUUGGUCAUUUUUAUUGUCUUUCUUGUACCCUUUGAUGAGAUAUAAUCAUUCAUUAGGUAGAUUGUGUGCACCAAUUUUGUGAUUUUCACAAGUGUGGACUUUCUGGAAAAUAAUUGGAUACAAGUAGCAAAGUUGUUAUUCAGCUGUGAGGUUACUUAGGACUUACAACACUUGAUGCACCAGUCUUGUGCUAUUUAUGUUCUUACUUGUCAAAAUGCUACAAGGAUUAGUUUGAACAUAAUCUGUUUAGUUGGUAAGCUUUCUCGACGUUUCUCUUAACCUUUCAUACAUCUACAAUUUAUAGCUAGGUUUCUCUGUUAUGUAUACAAGACUGAGAGUUCACACUUUGAAUUGCAACAUGACAACAAUAUAAAGUACUCCUCCUUCUCUGUUUACAACUUCAUUUUUUUUUCUUUAUAUAUAGACUCUGCAUCUUCUCUCUGUUUCUUUCUGCAUAAUUAAUUUGGCUCGAAACUCUUCGAAAAUGCAAUUCUCUCUCUUUGUUUCAAUUGUUUCUUCAUGGAUUCUCUGUUCCCAGUUAACUCGAUCGCUCUCUGUUUUUGUGUAUGCUAAUUAAGGAUGGCCGCCACCAUGCACGCCAAGAUGAACCGCAGGAAUCUCAACCAGAUCGACCUCAUCAGAAUCUGCGAAGAGAUUCUGAAUCCAAGAGCUCCUAUGGCUCUCCGACUCUCCAGUAUUCUCAUGGGUGGAGACGUCAUCGUCUACGAACGUAAAGUGAAGCUCCUAUUCGAUGAUGUGCACCGUCUUCUGGAUGAAUUAAACGAAGCAUGGAAGAAGGUGAAAUCCAACACAGACUCCACUGUCCUCCCCAAACGGAGAGCUCAGGCCAAGAAAGAAGCAAUAACUCUGCCAGAGGCUGAGCAUCAAGAUACAGAUCUUGUUGGUGACAUCGAGCAGUCUCUUGAUUUCUCUCACCAUGCCACGCUUUUCCAGCAGCAAACCGGCUAUUUUCUCAUGCAACUGGAUAGUGUAGAUGUGGGAGAACCACUUAACGAUAAUGCAGCGGAGGGAGAUCAACCUCGGAACUUACAUCAAGCUGAUCCUGAGGAUAUCACAUUGCCUAAAUGUUAUGAUCCAUCAGAUGCACUUGCAGAUUUGUUCAACCCUCGCUUUGAGAGAUUUGAAAUUGAGGGAGAUAACGUAGACCUCACAUCAGGAGAGCCCACACACAUUCGACCACCUUCUCCAAAUUAUCUAAUACCUUCUCCACCUCGUCAAGACCAGCAUCAGGAAGGACAGCAGGCUAAUAAUGUGUUUGAUGAAGUGGUGCAGAUGCAGGAUGUUCAAGAGAAUGCUCAACAGAGGCAGAGGCCUAUAAGGAGGAGAAAGAGAAAAACACCAGGCUCUGUAAUGGAUAAUGACCAAACAAUCCAUCCUGGACAUGUGUACCAAUCUUGGCUUCAAGAUACUUCAGAUAUAGUUUCAAGAAGAAGAAGAAACCAGAAGCCCAAGAACAUAAUGUCUACUAUGAAGAUUGGUAAACUCAUGGAGCAGCCAGCUAGUGUUCUCAUGGGUCGUUUAUUUAAACCUGGAAGUGGAGAAACAUAUUACCCAGCUCCUCUCUUAGAGCUAUUCAAGGAAAAACAUACCCAUGACUCACCUUCUGCAUUCACCUCGCCACCUCUGCCUCUAGAACCAUCAUCAUGGUCACCACCUGGAAGACAAACUUAUCAAGGUCACCACCUGGAAGACAAACUUAUCAAGACCUGCCUGUUGAAGAUUUUCUUAGGGGAGGUGACUCCCAAUCAUUUACAUGAACCGCUGGAUGAUCUGCGAGCCAAUCUUAUUGGCAAGAGAGGAGCUGAUGCCAAUCUGGCAACACCAAGAAAUUCUGGAGAUGAAAGAAGAUCCGUCCUGAGCUCCUCAUCUGGGAAGGCAGUUGACAAAAACAGUUCAGUAGUCAAUUCAGGACGGAAAAGGCGUUAUUCAUCUAAACAUAGCAACGACGGACUUGAACCAGUGUCGGAGGAUAAUGGAUAUCAUCACUCUGAUCCAAACUUCAAGGUAUCAUGGUUAUCUGGAAAUGGCCCAACACCUGAGCAAGAACUAUUAAUGGAAACUGGACCGACACAGACACAACAACCUAUCAUCAAUCAGCCACUGGAAAAAGUGACUGAUGCAAUUCGAAUGGAACUGAAAUCCCAUUUUGAAAUAGCGGGUGGCCCUCAAGUAGAAUCCCUGAACAACCUGACUGCUGGACUGAAUCGAAGAGGAGCGGCUUUGCUUUUCUAUCAAACUUGUGUUCUUGCUACUCGUGAUUUCGUAAAAGUUAAACAAAAUGCCCCUUACGAGGAUAUUCUGAUUACUAGAGGAUCAAAUAUGUAAGAGAGAACCCCGUGCCGGAAUGAGCUAGUGCUAGUUAAUGAGGAAAGUUGACAUUGCUCCUUUUGUGGAAGCUGAUGCUAGUUUUAAUCUAAUUAUCCUUUUUCGAAUUCUAAUUUUGAGAGAUUACAUACACCUUAUCUAAUUAUCCUAUUUAUGGUGUAAUAAGUAAGUAAGAACUGCUCUUUCUAGCAAUGGGAUCAUAGCUGUUCCUCCAGCAGCUCCACUGUGAUUCAGUCAUGUGUUAGAUAUUCAGAAAUAGUUUUAAUGGUCUUGUUUGAUCUAGUAUUGUACUUUUGUAUAAUGAAUUUACGGGUGCACAGCUGAAACGAGCUUGGGCUAGGUCAGCCACCUUUGCUACAUAGUACAUAGUAGUCUCCUCUCACUUGUCCACUUUGCACUAUCUUUAUCUAUUUGUUCGUCCAUAC
Rosa chinensis is the source of this 3892-nucleotide messenger RNA. Its product is annotated as sister chromatid cohesion 1 protein 1. The transcript is spliced from 20 exons. The coding region runs from base 1701 to 3467 and encodes 588 amino acids. The record is from RefSeq and is a predicted model, not a curated record. NCBI's taxonomy places the organism in Eukaryota, Viridiplantae, Streptophyta, Magnoliopsida, Rosales, Rosaceae. Gene Ontology annotation, biological process: mitotic sister chromatid cohesion; synaptonemal complex assembly; replication-born double-strand break repair via sister chromatid exchange. Gene Ontology annotation, molecular function: protein binding; chromatin binding. Gene Ontology annotation, cellular component: cohesin complex; synaptonemal complex.